Teleopsis dalmanni is the source of this 636-nucleotide messenger RNA. RefSeq names its product caltractin-like. Gene Ontology annotation, molecular function: calcium ion binding. Gene Ontology annotation, biological process: centriole replication; mitotic cell cycle. Lineage: Eukaryota; Metazoa; Arthropoda; Insecta; Diptera; Diopsidae. The record is from RefSeq and is a predicted model, not a curated record. The transcript has a single exon. The coding region runs from base 1 to 636 and encodes 211 amino acids. Gene Ontology annotation, cellular component: centriole; centrosome.
AUGUCAAUUGUAAGCAAUACUCGUAAACGUCAAAAAGCUCCCCCAAUAAAGUCCAUCACACCUGAAAAGAUAUUACAGAGGUAUUUAGAAGAACGUUCUAACAAUGAAGACGAUGAUUCAGUUAUAUCGAGGGAUAGUGAAGGUGAUGUUUCCACACCUCAAAAAAUUGGACACAAACUUCGUUUUGAUGAUCGACAACUUCUUGACAUGAAGGAAACAUUUGAUUUACUUGAUUCAAAUUGUACUGGUAUUCUGCGUGAUAAUCAUCUCAGAGUCGCUGUUCGUGCUUUGGGAUUUGAACCAAGGAAAGACGAUAUUAAGGCAAUGAUUGCUAAAAUCAACGAGGACAACACUGAACGUAUAUCAUUCAAUGAUUUUGUUAAGUUGAUGGAAAUGAAAAUUGGUGAAAAAGAUACCGAGAUGGAUUUGCGCAAGUCAUUUCGUUUAUUUUGUGGUGUUGGAAAAAAUAGUCUCACUCUAGAUGACUUGAAGCUUGUUAGCAGACAACUGGGGGAGAACUUAAAUGAUGAAGAACUGGCUGAAAUGUUUGAAUACGCUGAUCUAAACAAAGAUGGUAAAGUUAAUGAAGAUGACUACAUACGAUUAGUACUGAAUACGGUUUUGUAUGACCAAUAA